Vitrella brassicaformis is the source of this 4630-nucleotide messenger RNA. The record is from the annotation of a GenBank genome assembly. Lineage: Eukaryota; Vitrellaceae.
GAAGACUUGGCGCUUUCUCGUACCUGUAACCAUCCCGUGCUUUGAGAAACAGCCGCAUUCUGCGUAGAUCACGCUGCACAGUUUGGUUUCAUAUGGACCUGUGGGUGGCAGAGCGGCGAUGCUGAGUAAGAUAGGCAAAGGGCUGGCCUCGCUGCUGGAGGAUGACGAAUCGCCAGAGGUGAACGGCAUUGCACAAAACCACAAAAACUAUCUUACAGUCCGCUUCGUGACGUCAUUCUUUCGUGUUUUGCCUCUCCUUUACAGGGAACUCGUAGGGGUGAGGGAUUUCCCUCCUCGUCAGGGCCUGCAGCAGCGGCGGGCAGCUCGGCCACCGAGAUAGAAACGCUCCGCGUGGCAGCUCAUGCGCGUGAGGAGCAGCUGCGCGAGGCCCAGCGGCAGAAUGAGAUCUUGCGUCAACAGCUCAGGAGGAGGGACCAGGAGAUGCAAAACAAAGGUGGCCAGACAGCACCAGCCAGGCAGCCAGCCAGGCUACACGUCUUCGCGGGAAAGGGAUGUAGUCGGUGCGUGUGUGUGUGUGUGUGUAUGGUUGUGUGGUGCAGUAGAGGAGUCCCGGAAGAUGUAUGCGGAGCUGACGGGGCUGCAGAGGCAGCGGGACGACCUGCAGAUGCGCUAUGAAGAGCUCAUGAAACGACAAGCCACCGCGACACCUACUGCCCUGACGGUAUGCACGAAAGAAGGGGAAAGAAGCACACACGUCUAAACGUCCUCAUGGUGUGUGCAUCUGUGUCCUCCCAUGUCCGGUAGAGUGAGCCUUCGUCGAUCACGUCAAGGAGCUCCCCCGCCCUCCUGCUGCCUGGCAAAGACGAAAUGACGCAGUGCGAUGGUAUGUGAACAAACCAGAAAGCCAGAAGACCUCACUGAGGCAACCAUCAAUAAAUAUUGUCUGCCUGCUUGAUGAAAUGCGGCACUGCAGCGUCCGAGUUCGAGAUGGUGCAGCUGGUGUCCCCUUCGGCCGGGCUGAGUGUGGAGAAGGAGUCACAGCUGCGGACCCUCCUGUUUCGGCUGACAACGGAGCUGGCGCAGGUGCCGCCCGACCUGUAUGAGCAGCUGCAGAUGGAGCACCCCAGGGAUGAUGAUGGUAUAGGCGCACAACACGCCUCGGGCGACCCACACGCCAAGCCCCCACUCAUCGACCUGGCUGGGGUGCUCUCAAGACGGCUCAUUCGGAUGAGGUCGAUUGCUCAAAUCGCAUUUGACCGAUGGGGAGCCAUUGCCGGUGAGUGAGUGAGCCAGUGGGCGGACAGGACAAACACAAGCAUCCAUGCCAUGGGUGGCCGUGUGUUGCCUUCCGUUUCUCAGGUCAUGACCCCACUCAGUCAGCGUUGCAUCGCAUCGCCGAGAAGACCCCAUGCGCCAUCGCCCUGCUGCAGUGGGGCCACGCCCCCGCCCGCGGCAAGGCCGACGAGCCGCACCUCUUCUGGGACGUCAUUCGCAUCUUCCUACAGCUCGUCGACUGCACCUGGCACCUGGCCGACCAGGCCUGCGCCCACCACAAGGAGCUGCAGCACCUCCGGGCACAGGUGGCACAGCACCAGCAGCAGCAACAAGGCCAAGCGUCGUCCCCGGUGAUGAUGAGUGGGUCGAAUGUGUCGUCUCCGCCGAGUCAGCCCAGCCCGACCACCAAGACGGGCACGGGCACCACCUCGGGAAUGAGUCUACCGGCGGGGGCUGACGAGCUGGUGGAGCAAGUGGGCAGGGAAAAGGCCCUCAGGGAAGAGGCCGAGGGAAAGGUGAGAUAGAUGAGGGUCAAAGCGUCCCACAUGUCAGCCUCUUCAUUGAAUGCAUUGACGAGUGUGUGUGUGUGUGUAUGGUUUUUCAGCUGGGUAUGCUUCAGCGUCAGAGCGAGGAGCUGCGUGGGCAGCUGGAGGUGUCGCAGCGAGAGCUGCAUCGGCUCCUGCAGCAGCAGUUACAACCACCCGUGGCACCACCGCUCACACAACAGCAGACACACGUAAUUGACGUGCACUGACAAGGGAUGGGUGGUUUAUUCCAUUCUCCUACCAGCAUGUUUGAUGGAUGUUGUUUGUCCAGCUUGACGGGAGUGGUGAUGUGAGCAGUGAGUUAGAAGCACUGCGGCGUGAGACCAUUGCACUCAGGCAACACGUGGAGGCAUACAAGUCAGUCACCAGAGGGAGGGAGGGCCACACACACACACACACACGCUCACCAACGUGAGGCAUCUGUCUGUUGGUCUGUCUGUCUGUCUGUCCUCAGGGAGCGGUACGACGCGUUGAUGAUUCAGUACACCCGGCUGCAGACCACGUGCAGAGACCUCCAGCAAAACGAGGUCAACACAGCACCUGCACAUGCCAGUGACACGGCGAUCCAUCUCUGUGUAUGUGUGUGUUGGCCAGAACCGUGCUCAGCAGCUGCAGCAGGAGCGGGACGACGCUGUGCGCGAGACUAGGCAGUGGCAGCAAGCCCACUCGACGGUGUCCGAGUCGCUGCAGCAGAUUUCUCUCGAGGUCGCCGACCUCAGAGCACGAUGCGAGGUGGGUGCAUACUUGAGGAGCCACACACAGGACGAAGAACUGUGGAUGCGUCUGGCUGUGUCUACUGAUGCAUGCGAUCGAUGAUCAAUCAGUCUGUGGGUGUGUUGGAGAGGAAUCUCGAGGAGGCCAGGUUCGCCCUCAGCCAAUACGAAGACAGGGAACGAAACAGAAAAACACAAGGUACCUCGGUGACCUCUCGCUGACUGACUAGACACACAACAGGCCCCCCGCACUUGUCCAUUUCAUUGAUCGUUGUGUGUGCACCAGAGAGCGACUCUGCUGUGUUACGUGAGGAGCGUGACGCCGCCCUGCGUGACCUGCGGGCCACACAGAGCGCACUCGACCGCCUCAAUGCCGUCCUAGAGGAAAUGCAGGUAGGCGCAUGUGCGCUCGCCGUGGCUGCUCGACCGACAGACCGACCACGCCAUUUUUGUUUUGUGUGUACCUGUCUGUCAGGAUGAGCGUGACUCGGCCGUGAGCCGUCUCGAGAACGAGCUGACGUCCGCAAGGAUGGAGACCAACGCAGCGAAGCGACAGCUAGAGCAGGUUGGUGCGUCCGAGUGUGCGCAGGAGAGAGCAGGUAGAUGGCUGUGUGGGUGCGUGUGCGCAGGUGUCUGAGCUGCACAGUGAGGUGGUGUCGCUUCGGAAGCAGCUUGAGGCUGUCACGGAGGAAAGGAAUGACCUACUGCAGAGGAAGGCAUUUCUCGAAAACGAGCUGAAGAACUACAGGUAGUAUGGAAAGCCGCGCAAACCAUGGGCCCUCUUGGCGUGCAACAUGUGUGUGGUUUCUUUGAUGUGGCUGCGGGUAUUGCAGUAGCAGCGUGGAGGGUCUGUUGGCUCGUCUGCAGAAGGAGACGGAGGAGAAGCACUUCAUGGUCGACCGACGGGUCGUCAACGACAUGCUCACGGGAUACGUCGAGUCGCACGUCAUGGUAUUCACGGACAGACGGUGCAUCCAUCCAUCCAUCCAUCCCAACGCACACCCACAAUGAUACACACUCAUUGUCCCUCCUUGGUGUGCCUGCCAUGUGUGUGUGUGUCAGGGCCUCCACGACCGUCAGCGUGAGCUGUUGUCACUGAUGAGUGAGAUGCUGCAGUUCUCCGAGGCGGACAAGGAGAAGGUGGGGCUCAUCGGCGCUCGACUGCAGCAGCAGCAACCGCAGCACCCACAACAGCCAACGGUACGCACAGCUACCCACAUACACACACACACACACACAUACACCCAGAGAGACAACAGACAGACAAUUCGUCUCUCAACUCCAUGCGUGUGUCUGUGUGUGCAUUUUUGCAGUCAACGCUUGUUGAUCAGUUCAUGGAUUUCCUGGCCCAGGAGACGGAGGACAGCCGGUGACACUCUCAGCCGUCCCAUCGGCUCAUAUGGUGCACGUCGGUGCCUGCCGAUGGGACGUCAUGAGAGGACAGGCAGCCUGGAGACUUGGGGGUAUGUAGACUGGACGUUGGCCGUUACCGGCGGAUUGAUGGGUCGAUGGACGGGUGGAUGAGUUCUCCGUAUUAUGUUUAGACAAGACCCCCACACCACUCACCUCACCCCGCCCCAUCAUCUCCUUGCAUCUAUCUCAUCCCGCCCCUUACUUGCAAUCAAUGCAUCAGCCAGCCCAUUUUGUCUGUCUGUCUGUCAAUGACACACUACACAUGGCCUGCAUGGGUGUAUGUUAUGUAUGUGUGAACGCCUCGCCGUGCCAUCCCAUGCGUGUGCGUAUAUAUGUGGCUACCUACCCUACUACUUUCUGUCCGUCAGGUUUUGCACACACAUUACAUCCACCUGUCUGUCUGCCUGUCUGUCUGUCCGUCUGUGUGCCGUGGGUGUUCAUGGCGUCCCCUCGGUCGAUGGAUGCAUUUCAUAUGCAGCAUGAAAUGUGGCUGGCUUGGCUGAGGGUUGGGUUGGUGUCUGUCGCGUACAUAUAUAAAUGCACACACAUCAAGGCGGGCGGGUCACAGCUGUCACCGCGAUUAAUUAGGCAUUUUGGGCGCGUGAGAGCCACACACAGACGGAGACAGACAGUACUGGUUGUGUUGUGUUGUGUUGUAUGUGUGCGGAGGACCGACGGUCGAUGGCGUGACUAUUUGUCGGUGUCUCAAAGAUGCUCACUCGA